AUGAUAAAUAUAUUUCUUGUAUUAAAUUUUGCCGUAAGUUUAUUUUUUCACUGUGAGGUCUUUCUUCUUGUACGCAAAAAAUUUUUCGAAGGAGCUUCCUCUUUGAAACGAGAUUAUUUUUAAGCUAGUCAACCCCUCAAUAACAAGACUGGAAUCAAUUUUAGCACUUAUAAGGGUUUUAGACUUUCCAAACUUCCCGCAAGUUUUAAUAUUUGAAAAAUUUUUCUAAAAAAAUGCCGAAGGAACUAUUUUUUUAUGAGAAAAAAAUAUUUUUUUCUUUCGAGUUUCUUAAAUAUGUCGUUUUAAGUUGUUCCAAUUUUAUUAGUGAGAAAAAAAGCAUCUAUUCAUUUUCAAAAAAAGAAUUUUUGAGAAAGUAAUUGGAGAACACCUUACUGUAAAUUCAGAUUUUUUUGACUGAAUAAUAUUAGAGUAGCCCAAAAAUUCAUUUUUGUGGUUCGUAGUGAAAGUCUAACUUUCUUUUUUUUUUUUUCAAACUGUCGCUUUCAAAUAAAUUUCAAAUUCAUUGACUCAAAGACAUAGGAAUUUAUUUUUUUCUUUUUUUGAAAAAUUUUUUUGAGGAUUUCGAAAAUGCGAUUUGUGGUAUAUUUUUCAAAGCUAGGGGCAACCACGUUUAUUGGGUUUUUUUGAUGAAAAAAAUUUUUUUAGCUUUUUUUCAAAAAAAUACACCAAUAUGUUGUGAUUGAACACAUAAUGUACAGAAAAACUGACGGCAGAGUCGGAGAAAAAGCCACGUUUCUUUAUUUUUCACACUUCGAAAGGCGCGCAAUGGAAAUAAAGUCGAUAUGGGAAUAUUUUCACAACGGCCAAAGUGAGAGAAAUCAAGAGAAUGAAGUUAACGUGUGAAGUAGUUUGGCGUUCUUUUUGUCCUCUUAUCGAUUGCCCUAAGAAGAAAAAGAACCAAAGUCGGAGGAAGAGAGCAACACUUUUUCGAGGGGCUCACUCAAGGGAAUUUUUUGCAGAUCUGUGCGUUGGGCCUUGUCCAGAUUCAGCUCAACCAUUUUUUCGUCGACUUCAAUGGGCCCAUCUCCCAGCUUCUGCCAAAUUGCGUAGGCGUCGACACCGACUUUGGGGUCUACCUGACAGAUUCCAAGUGAGAUCCAUUUUUGAGCCUAUGACUAUUUUUCUUCUGCUCCUAGUUAUUCAGCUCUCCAAACGUUCUCUAAAUUGCAACAAAAUGCUGUCAAAACCACAAUGUCCAUUGACAACAGUACACUGUUCACUCUACCGUCUGCUACGGUAACUUAUCUGGUCUUUUUUUAAAAACCUUCUUUUCAGAGUUUUGUCUCAGUAGCUGCUUCCUUUUCAAUUAGAUGUUCAACUUCGCCGUAUCCCAUCACGGACAUGUUCCUUAUUUUCACUGACUACAAAGAUUCCGUUGAUGAAAACAGCGUUUCCAUCAACGUCCGCACACUUUCAGUGACUUAUGGAUGGUUGGUAUUCAAAACUUGUUCAUUUGGAUACUUACUGUGAAAAAAAGCCGAAUAAAAAUCGCGUGAAAAGCUAAACAUUGAAGCGUAUAAUUAUUAAUUUUUCGUCGUGGUGAAUGAGAAAAAAAACUUUUUGAAGGGUCCUGACAUGCGGAUUUGUUCGAUUUUGCGAAACCCCAACUGAAUUUGGUUUCAAUUGCGAUCAACACUGCUUACCAGUCAACGACAUGUAUUUUUGCUACACGUGUGAUGGAUUCGGAAGAAAACUUUGCUGCGACAAAAACGACGUCAAUCAAAGUAUAGUCUAUUUUGUAUAUUUGUUACCUUAUUUAUACACAUACUUAGGAAAGGUUGUUAAGAAGGUGAAGGGCCCCUGAGUCAAAGCUAAAUGAAGAAAAAAAGUUCGGUUUCAUUUCACACAGCACCUUCCUAAAAAAUGAGUCAAAGAAAUUGAAAAAAAGGUAAAAAUGAAUUUUGAAGGUGAUUGCUCCUACAACGGAUAUACUGGACCCACACCAAGCACCACAACUGUAAUGUCAUCUACGAAUUGCAACGGGAGCAGUGUUUGCUUUGUGAUUAUCCUUCUUUCUUCAAAGUUUUUUUCAGGCGAAAGAGAACGCCUACUUCUGGAGCAUGAUCGGCCUGGCCAUUCUUUCCGCCAUUUUAUUGCUUCUAUUGAUAAUUGCGUUGGGUUGGCUGUUUCUUCGUCGCAAGGAGUGGGUUUGAGAAGAGGAAAAUGAUAGCAAAAUCACUAAAAUAUUAAUAAUCAAUUAAUUUAUGCAUUCAUCAGUGAUAUUCGCGGUUUUUUUCCAACAAUAAGUUCGGAUAUGAACUCUUUUAUUCUUGUAACAUCUAGUUUAUUCAGCUUCAUUUGAGAGACCUGACAAUAUUUAAUGAGCUUCGAAUUUUUACGGGGAAAUCUCCCGAAGAAAAAAUAGACCUUGAAAAAAUGAGAAAAUUCGUAUAGUAGAAUGUAUUCUGAUCAUGAACACUAAAAAGUGAUAACUUUCAGGUUGAAAGAAGAUGAAUCUUCGAAGGAAGAGAAAAAUAAGCCGAAAAAUAGUAAAGCGUCUCGUGAAUCACGGCCAGUCUCAAGAAACUCCGGAAGAAGAUCUAGACGACCUUAUUAUAUUGUGAGUCAGCGAAGUGUAACACUUCCGCUAUCUAUUUAUUUUUUAGGAUGAUCAUUAUUUCGAAAAUCAAGGUUACGACGAUGUAAGUGUCCUUUUUCCUGCGACUCUCUUAACGAGUUUUCAGGAUACUCUUGCUGAUGAAUGGGUUGAGCCUAUGCCUAGAAGAGUGGCGCGUGUUUGA
Caenorhabditis auriculariae is the source of this 2762-nucleotide messenger RNA. Lineage: Eukaryota; Metazoa; Nematoda; Chromadorea; Rhabditida; Rhabditidae. The record is from the annotation of a GenBank genome assembly.